AUGGCGCUAAGGAGAAAAAGAUCAUGCCAAGGCUUAAAAGAGUGCAAAGGAGUAUGGGAAACCUUGAACAGCUCCCAUACUUGGGGAGGGACAGCUGUGCAAUGUAAAGCUGGCCCAGGCACAAAAAGACAGAUAAAAGAGGCUGUGUUUCAGCAGAAACUGCGGCAAGAUAAAAUGGAAGAAGAUUCAAACCAGAUGCGAUGGCAAGUGCAUCUUGGCAAACCCCCACUUUCUACAAAAAAGAAAAGGCAAAUUCUUGAGGAAAGAAACAUUUUUGAAGAAGAAUACAAGAUUACAAGAGGUGAUCCUAUACCUGAAAAAGAAUUCCCUCGAGGAGAAUCACAGAUUUUAUUCAAGCGAGUGCUACGCAAUGCAGGAAAGUUGCCAAACUAUGAGCCAACGUUUGAUAUUUAUUCCAACAAUCUCUGGAAUGUCCGACAUUGCGCUUUUUAUCGUUUUCAACAAGCAGCAUGGAAGGUCCUGAUCCAGUGUCGAGUAAAUAGUCGAUUGGCUUUAUUAAAACAACUAAUUGAAGAUCUUAAAGCAUCGCUUAAUGAAAAAAAGCACAGGCCAGGUGAAGAGAAUUUGGCUCAUAUUUCCAAAAGUCCUGUGAAUGAGAAGGAAUGUCCUUUAAAACUUUCACUGGAUAAUCUAAAGCAAUUUGCAUUCCCUUCAUAUACAUUUCCUGACUCUGUGGACGAACUGGCACCUAACAGUCUUGGACCAGUUCCUGUGAAGCCAUUGGAAGUGUCUAUCAAAAUGCCAUCCAGGUUCUACAAUUUAAAGGUUCCACAGCACUACAAAUUAAUGGGUUACAGUCCAUUAUCAGCUUAUGAUUCUUCAACAAGGUACAUUCCACAAAACUUGGCUCGACCACUUAAGAAAGGUGCAGAGGAUGAACUAGUUCCAGCAGUGCCGGCUGACAAAAUACAUCUUGGACCCAAUACACAGUCAGAAGAUUUUGAGGAACAGCAUGAAGACUUUUCACAAUCCAAAACAGAAAAACCUACUGAAAAGCUAAUGGGUCCUUUAACAUUAACUCCACCUGUAGCUCUACUGAAACCUCCAGAUUAUCACCCUCUUCAUGUCUUUAAUCCAGUUCCAGGACUCUUUGCCAGAAAGCAACCUCUUUCCUACACAGAAACAGACAUUGAAUUCCAUCUUUGCCCUCUUCCAAGAUACAAAGUGACCAGAGACUGUACAGGGGGCAGUAGUAUCCCUAGCACUCAAAAGCAAUUCUUAGACCAUGAGGAUGUAAUACAUGGAAUAAUGACUUGGAAGAAGUUUCCUUCAGCAUCACUUUCGACUGAGCUCAGCAAUCCAUUGAUGACAAACACAUGGCUAUCUCAAUGGUGUGAUCCGUUUGGCACUGAUUUGCUUCCAGUUGAUGUACCACCUAUACUGUAUGGCUUGUCAGACAAAGAAAAAGAAAACAUCACAGGAAUGGAUGGCAAUGAAAAGGAACAAAGAGUGUUGUUGACACCUGAAAUGCUAACAGCUGAAUUUCCUCUGCUCGGAGGUUCAGUUCCUCAAACAGAAGAAAGAAAAGAACGAGCAAUAGAGGAAAGAGAUAAGAAAGACCGAUGUGUGGAACAGAAUUUGCAGUCCCAGAAUACACUUGGAGCAAAAGCUCAGGCAUGGCUAAAUGAAAUCAGAUCAGUUUCACACAAUAAAAACUUGAUUCCUGAAUAAAUCAUCAUAUAAUAUAUUUUAUAUCUUUUCAAAGUGGCAUAUGAUGUUUUGAUGUUUUGCAGCUUUUUUCUUGUAUGUACAACAGAAUCAUUCUUCAUUUAAUAUAAUACCAAAAGAUGGAAAAUGCAUGUAGAAUAAAUGGAAUGAAGUGCUCUUUUGAAAUAGAAUUUUUACUAUUAAAUGCACAAGCAACUUGCUUUCAUAAACCAUGUAUUUUAAUACUUUUGUAAAUUAUUUUAAAAAAUAUAUUUUAAUGGUACUCUGAACUUUCUCAUCAGCAUACGGAAUACAUUCUGUUCCCUCAUAUACAGCUAGUAAUGUCUUGUUCCUUUGCCAUUAGAAAUGUUAAUGUUCUGAAGUAUGUGAACUUCAUGAUAAUGCAAGUAGCAGCGCUGCUGCUGGCUGUGAUUUGUACUGCAUACAUUGUGUGUUUUUCUGCAGCUACAUUAAAAUGAAGCUAGCUAAAACAUA
Protopterus annectens (West African lungfish) is the source of this 2163-nucleotide messenger RNA. RefSeq names its product cilia- and flagella-associated protein 221-like. The transcript has 15 exons. Gene Ontology annotation, biological process: cilium assembly; cilium movement. The record is from RefSeq and is a predicted model, not a curated record. Gene Ontology annotation, cellular component: cilium. NCBI's taxonomy places the organism in Eukaryota, Metazoa, Chordata, Ceratodontiformes, Protopteridae. The coding region runs from base 1 to 1692 and encodes 563 amino acids.